Molecule: messenger RNA, 1464 nt
Organism: Drosophila obscura
Lineage: Eukaryota; Metazoa; Arthropoda; Insecta; Diptera; Drosophilidae
Product: acyl-coenzyme A thioesterase 9, mitochondrial
Exons: 3
Coding region: 185-1453 (422 amino acids)
Biological process (GO): acyl-CoA metabolic process
Cellular component (GO): mitochondrion
Molecular function (GO): fatty acyl-CoA hydrolase activity
Source: RefSeq, a predicted model, not a curated record
AGUGUGACCGGGCGCAGUGUGUUUAAAAAUGACAGAGCUUCUGCGCAGCUGUUUGUGUGACAUCGAUAUAUGGCACAAUCAUCGGUACCAUCGCUUGAGAAUGGCGGGAUAAUAAAGCUUCGAUUUGAAAAACGGCAGUUUCAAAUCAUAUCGGCAUUGAAACUAAACUCGAGAUAGAUCUAACAUGAAUUUCCUCUCUCGUUACGCAAAGUCAAUUGGCGCCAUGCGCUCUCGAGGGCCGUGGCGACUGCGGCAGCUGCAUCUGGACUCGGGUGACCACUCCUCGGGAACCAUGGCUGAAAUCUCCGAGAAGAUCAAGAAGCAGGUUGGCGUGGAAAUUGGGUACCACACGAUACCCAAGUGCCGCGCUGGCUUGCUCAAGUACCAUCCAAAGCUGGAGGAUUUGCCCGAGCGCAGCAUGAAGGACUCGUACAGAAAGGCGAUCCUGCCGCUGGGCUCUGAUGAGAGAGUGCGCGAGCGCCAUGUCAACCAUGUGGGAAUGGUGCGUGCGGGGCGCCUAAUCGAAGAGAUGGACACACUGGCCAUUUGGAUAUGCCACUGUCAUGUCAAGCUGCCAACGCUGCCAAGGAACACCCCGCUGCCGUAUACCUUUGUGACUCUGCUGGUGGACAGCGUGGAGCUGCUCGCCCAGGCCAAGGCGGACAUAGAUCUGGAGCUGUCGGGCCACGUUUCCUGGACGGGCACCAGUUCCAUGGAGAUCUGCAUCUAUGCGCGACAACAAGAGCAGUCCAUAGCCAAGGCCAUCUUCCUGAUGGUUGCCCGUAAUGCCACCAAUACCGCCCCUGCUCCCGUCAACCCACUGAAGCCGACCAUCGAGCAGGAGAAGCUCUACUGGGCGGGAGCCAAGGAGCGUCAAAAAAAGAAAUCCACGUCCUCCCCCUGUCUGGAUCAAACGCCGCUCAACAAAGAGGAACAGCAGCUCAUGUACGAGCUGUUCAUGCGCACCAGGGGCACGAAUAUUCUGUCGGAAACGGGGAGUGUGGUGAAGCUAGACUCUCGCUGGAUCUCGAGCACACAGCGGUCCAAAGUGUUGCUGGCCUUUCCGGAGAAUCGCAACAACCACAACACCAUCUACGGCGGCUACAUUAUGCGGAAUGCCAUCGAGAUUUGCUACAUAACAGCCAGCUUCUAUGCCGGCCGAAGACCCAUGCUGCAGUACCUCUCGGACGUGGCCUUCUUCCAGCCCGUUCACAUCAGUUGCAUACUCAAGCUGGAGGCCUAUGUCGUGUACACCUCCGACAACUAUAUGCAACUGAUGGCCGUGGCCAAGGUGCUCGAUGCCAACAGCUUCACGGAGAUGCAGACGAAUGCCUUCCAUCUCACGUAUCGCAGCGAUCACAAGGUGAAGGAGGUACUGCCGCACAGCUACCAGGAGACAGUGUGGCACAUAAUCGGUCGUCGGCAUUUUCAGAGCUUCCAGCAGAGAAAGUAGAGACAGACACA